AUGUUUAGUUUAGAAAAUAAAGUUGCGAUUGUUACUGGUGGAGCAAAUGGCAUCGGUGCAAGCAUUGUGAGGGAAUUCCUUGCAGCAAAUGUAAAACACGUAUCUAUAUUAGACAUAGAUGAAUCUUCAGGAAGUAAAUUUGAAGAGGAUUUAUCGUUAAUAUAUAGCGCUGAUAAAGCAAAGUUCUAUAAAUGUGAUGUGACAAAAGAUGAAGAAAUAUCAGCUAUUUUUCAUGAAGUUAUUGAAAAAUUCGGUGUAAUUGAUGUUGUUGUGAAUAACGCUGGCUUAGCAACUGAAAAUUUAACUACAUAUAAAAGAGAAAUUGAUGUAAAUUAUGCUGCAGUGGUAUCAUCGACAUUUAAAGCUUUGGAGCUAAUGAGGGCAGAUCGAGGAGGAAAAGGGGGUACCAUUAUUAAUGUUUCCUCAAUUUGUGCUCUAGCACAAUAUUCGCCAUUUGUCUUCGUAUAUGCAUCGUCCAAAAGUGCAGUCCUUCAUUUCAGUAAUUGCAUCGGAAUGCAAAAUUAUUUCCGUCAUACUAAGGUUCGCGUAAUAGCAAUAUGUUUUGGAAUAACGAACACGGACAUGUUUGAAAAAUGUAUCUCAUACGAUGAUACUGUGAAUCAAAAUUUAAAUAAUAUUCGAGAGUACACCAUCAGUCAUAAUCUUAUGCAAACCUCCGAGGUGGCCGCUCAAGGUGUUGUUAAAGGAUACGAAGAAGGUAAAAGUGGAAGCACGUGGUUAGUUAAAUCCAACAAAAUUUGUGACAUCACAAGCAAUAUAAGUAAAGCCUAUGAAAUUAUGUCAAAAAUAUAAAACAAGACUAUAAACAUUGAUCUAUAUUUUAGCACCAUCUCCUGAAAGUGGCUUCCUUUACUCAGGGUGUUAUCAAGAAAUAUUUGAUGUAGAUUUAAAGGA
Messenger RNA from Nymphalis io (European peacock), 915 nucleotides. RefSeq names its product 15-hydroxyprostaglandin dehydrogenase [NAD(+)]-like. The record is from RefSeq and is a predicted model, not a curated record. The transcript has 5 exons. Bases 1 to 813 code for a protein of 270 amino acids. Gene Ontology annotation, molecular function: oxidoreductase activity, acting on the CH-OH group of donors, NAD or NADP as acceptor. NCBI's taxonomy places the organism in Eukaryota, Metazoa, Arthropoda, Insecta, Lepidoptera, Nymphalidae. Gene Ontology annotation, cellular component: cytoplasm.